AUGCUAUUAAAAUUCGAGUGCAUAUAGUUUGAAUAAAUCUUUGUGAUUCAAGCUGAUCCUAAAUCCCUUUUAGAAUCAGGGAUAGAUCCUAUAAAAUAAAACUUUAGAUUCAAUGAUGCUACUUUAGCAGUUGCCUAUCAAGAUGACAAAAUGUUAAAUACAGAUAAAACUAUAGAAGAAUUAGAAUUAAAAUAGAAUAGCAAAAUAACUUUGUAAUUUUCCUAUUUUGACUACAUUCAAUUUUAGUUGAAAGAAGAUAAAAAAUAAGUCAAGACUCUCUUUAUGAAUAUUUACAUAAGCUAUUUGGAAGUAGAAAGGUAAUUGGCAGAACACUUUAAGACUGAUUAUCAAGUGGAAGUCAUCCUUGAUGGCAAUAAGUUAUGCAAAACGAAGUCCCUUUUUUAAAUACCUUAAAAAAAAGUACAUAAAUUCCAGAUGCAGGCUAAUCUAUAAAUUUAGAAUUUGGAUAAAUUAUACUUGUUUCGUUUCUCCGUAUUUGAUACUAUCUCAAAUAUUAAGUAGAAAAUACGCAAGCAAUUGCAAAUUAAAGGGAGAUUUUAAAUAUUUAAAAAUGAUAGAAUUCAACUAGAUAGAAUGGAAAAUAUGAAAGAAACCAUCUAUUCAUUGCAAAUUCCAAAUUACUAAACCUUGACCAUAAAUAGUUAACAACAUAUCGCUUUAGUUUAUAAGUUUAAUUAAUGUACCGAAUAGUAUUAGAUUUAAACUGAUCAAAAUUUAGAAGACAACAUCAAUGAAAUAAGAAAGAAACAUAGAGUACUAAACAUUUCCGAUUAUUAAAUUAAAUGUAAUGGAUAGGUUCUUCCAAAACUUCCCAAAGACAAGGAUAAAGAUUAUCUAAUGGACGGUGUUGUAGAAGUGGAAGAAAGUAAGGAUGAAUCAGCUAUUAUAACAAUCAUAAACGACUUUAAUAAGACCAAUAGAGAAGUUAAAGUUGUUAAUUUAAAGUAAACCUUGGGAGCUUUAAAAAAUAUAAUUAAGAAUUAAAAUAAUAAAUGCAUAAACGUGGAAUUUAUAUUUCAUGAUAAUCAAUAAUUAGAUAUUGAUAACACAACAUUUUAAUAGUUAGGCUUUGAAGCAAAUAAACAUUACUUAAUAUAAUAUAAGCUUAUCUAUGAUAAUAAGAUAUAACCUUGUAAUAAGAUUUAAUAAUAGUAAAAGGAGUAAUAAAUGAAAAAUAUUGGACACGAUAAGGAGUAACAUAAAGCUACUAACAGCAUUCAUAGUUAUGGCUACUUUAUAGAAAAUCCAUACUUUACAGAAAAUCCAUACUUUACAGACGAUGAGGAGAAUUUCAAAGAAGAAGGUAAAACAGAAAAUACGAAUAUCAUAAUUGUAAAUAUUAUUUGCAAAUAAGAAAAUUCAGAUAUUCUAAUCCCUUAAUAAGUAAUAAUAGAUGAAAAUAUAAUCUUAUCUCAAUCCAUAAUCUAUAAAUCAAUCUAAAAAUAUGGAGAUACCUAUAUUCUCAAAUAUAAUGAUAGGGCAGUAGACAUAGGCAAGAGUUUGAAAGAACUUGGAAUAUCAAAUGACAGCAUAAUUGAAGUGGCUCUUUAUGCUGAAUAUUAAAACUAAAUUGUUUCGUAAGAAGAGGAUUAAGUAAAUAAUGCAAAUGUUAUUAUUCACAUUUAAUAUAACAAGGAUGGAAUUUAAAGAAUAGAGUAAAAAAAGUACAAUUAAUAUACAAUUAAAUUCUCUUUAGUUAAAAAGGCUUUGUUAACUGAAUAUUAAUUACCUGAUAAUUAUGAAUUAAUGUAUAAUGGAAAUAGAGUAAACUUGAAUUCAAAUAUUUAAGGUGUUCUAUAAGAAAGUGAAAAUCUCUUCAUUUUGGAAGAACAAGUUAUUUCGAAGGAAAGAAAACUUGUAAACCUCAUUCUCAAGAUGAUUCCAGAUGGAUUUUCACCAAAUCAAUUAAUUCAAGUUGAUAAAGAACUUGAACACUCAAACCUAUAUCAAUUAGUUCAAUAGAAAUUAAGACAACAAAAUUUAACCUUGUUUUAUGACGGCUAAGUAAUAAAAAACUAAAAAGAGACCUUUCUAGAACUGAAGGACGACAGAGAAGAAGAAAUUGAAGUCCUUCUCGAAGAUGAUGUACCUUUAGCUUAUAUACUAUGA
This is a messenger RNA of Paramecium tetraurelia, 2130 nucleotides long. RefSeq lists its product as uncharacterized. The transcript has 2 exons. The record is from RefSeq and is a predicted model, not a curated record. NCBI's taxonomy places the organism in Eukaryota, Ciliophora, Oligohymenophorea, Peniculida, Parameciidae.